This is a messenger RNA of Oldenlandia corymbosa var. corymbosa, 1019 nucleotides long. The record is from the annotation of a GenBank genome assembly. Lineage: Eukaryota; Viridiplantae; Streptophyta; Magnoliopsida; Gentianales; Rubiaceae.
CUAGAUUAAUCUUUACAGCUUGAUUUAGUGAAGAAGCAAAAUUGCUUCUAAAAUUGUUGAAAAUUUAUCUAACUCAAAAAUAAAUUUAAAAAAAAAAAGCGAAAAAAUAGUGGUUUUUUUUAUCCCGUGGGAUAAUUUUAAUUCCAAAUAGUUUCACCACAUGCAUAUUUUUUAAUUUAAAUACAUUUUUCUUCAUCCCAAGUGUGACCAAAUUAGAGAAAUCAGUGUGUGAGAAGAGAGAACAAAAACAACUGGCCUGGCCCACAUCGACUCUAGUCUUGGACUUCUGUGGCUGUGAUGGCUGCUGUUUUUAUACUGCAAAAUAAAAAGAACCAUUUGCUAGCUACUCCAUUAUGCAAAAGAUCCUCCUCCUAAUUCUGCUCCUCAACUCCAACAAGAUUUUCUUCUAGUCUUAAUUCUUAUGGCGGGUCUGCAGUACAAAUUCUUCCCAACAGAUUUCUUAUUUCCCCGUCAAAAGACAAGUGAUCUUCCGCAUCAUCAACCACAGGUUCUUAUGGCAAGGACCAAUGAUCACGAUGAUGAUCAAACGGCUGCUGCGGAGGAUGUUAACGUUCAUUCUACUACUAACAAACAAGCUACAAAGGUGACCAGAAUGAAGAACGCCGGUAACACCAAGAAGACGGCCGCCCUCAAAGCCGUUAAUCCUUCCUCUUCCUCCUCCUCAUCAUCAUCUAAAUUCUAAAGAGCCGCUCUCAAAUCCCAUCAUCAUUCAUUGAUGAUCAGCAACAUGUCAAGAUUAUUAGCUCAUAUUGAAGAGGGUUUUUUUUUUUUUUUUGGGUUAUGAUCAGCUACACGACAAUCCUUCCUGUAACAUUUAUGUGGAUUGAUAAUAUAUUGUUGCUAAUCAUGAAUAAUUGUUAUGUAUGUAUAAAUAAUACAUGAGAGUUGCUGAUCUUGAGUUGGUGUUCUUGAUCUCUUUACGAAUUUUGCAAGUUAUGUGUUUUUUUUUUUUUUUCAAGUUAUGUUGAAUUUUCGCAUCAUCACCAACUGAAAAAAAG